Messenger RNA from Chelmon rostratus (copperband butterflyfish), 818 nucleotides. RefSeq names its product nuclear transport factor 2-like. Lineage: Eukaryota; Metazoa; Chordata; Actinopteri; Chaetodontiformes; Chaetodontidae. Gene Ontology annotation, cellular component: nuclear pore central transport channel. Bases 104 to 637 code for a protein of 177 amino acids. The record is from RefSeq and is a predicted model, not a curated record. The transcript is spliced from 5 exons. Gene Ontology annotation, biological process: protein import into nucleus.
GAUAUGGUUGGAGGUGAUACACAGUCGCGAAGAAAAAGCUCCUGACAGAUUUAAUUCAGGGCGAACAGUUCAAAAAAAUAUUGGCCUUCAUUGGUCAGCUUGCAUGCGACGUCAUACAUUUGUCAUGACUCUGGGACGCGGGAGUCCCUUCAGCCUCGGUUUGACUGGAUUUGUCUCCACGCUGGCUUGUCCGCUGACUGAAAAAGUAAGCUAUAAGUUACGGACACGAUUCAAAGCUUCACACAUGGCUGGUGAGAAAGAAAUAUGGGAAAAGAUUGGAGAGGGCUUUGUCCAAGAAUAUUACCACCAGUUUGACAAUACCAACCGGAUGGGAUUGGGUUACUUAUAUUCUGGUCAAGCCUGUUUGACAUGGGAAGGGACAAUUUUUCAGGGGAGAGAAGCCAUCGCUGGCAAAUUAGCAAGCUUGCCUUUCAAGCGUAUUCAGCACAUUAUCACAGAAAAAGACUUCCAACCCACAAUAGAUAGCUGUGUGCUCAUCAUGGUCUUUGGACAGUUGCAGGCAGAUGAAGAACAACCAAUGGCCUUUCAUCAAGUGUUUAUGCUGAAGUCCCAAAACGGUUCAUGGGCUUGCACAAAUGAUGUGUUCCGGUUGGGGAUACACAACAUACCAGUGUAGCGACCUGGAUUUGCUGAUUCGCACACUUUGAUAUCCAGCUCUGAAUUCAUAUGAUGGUCCUGCCAUCACUGAAAACAGAUAAUCAUAUGCUUAUUUUCUCCAUGGCUACAACACAUAUAUAAGCAUGCUGCUUGUAUUAAAUAUGUCAAAUUACAUUCCUGUUCAAUAAAAGAAUUUAUUA